This is a messenger RNA of Anoplopoma fimbria (sablefish), 2550 nucleotides long. It is a transcript of the gene kdm8, whose product is annotated as lysine (K)-specific demethylase 8. NCBI's taxonomy places the organism in Eukaryota, Metazoa, Chordata, Actinopteri, Perciformes, Anoplopomatidae. The coding region runs from base 134 to 1354 and encodes 406 amino acids. Gene Ontology annotation, molecular function: histone H3K36 demethylase activity. The record is from RefSeq and is a predicted model, not a curated record. Gene Ontology annotation, cellular component: nucleus. The transcript is spliced from 8 exons.
CGGUCUGUUUUUGAUGUCCCACAGGCAGUGAAGUUGUUGCGUCCACGGGUUAAAGCAGCUCCUGUGUGAAGCAUAGUACUGAGUUAACGGAGUAAAUGUCGUGAUAACAGAAUAAAUAAAGACCUUCUCAUCGAUGGCCACGCUGUGGUCAAAGAUCUCUGCUGCCCUGCCUCGUAAUGAGGAACAGUUCCCGCUGCAGUUCAGCGACAAAGUGGAGUCAAGUGUGGUGGAAAUGCUGAAACGGGCUCGGCGGCAGCUUUACAGCGACGCCACCAGCGCCAGCCGAACGCUUAAUGCUCAGAUCCUUUUGGAUUUCUCCUGGGAGAAACUCAACACGGGAACAUGGCGCCACGUGGACAAAGAAUGGAGACGCGUUUAUUCCUACGGCUGCCUGUUCAAAGUGGCCGCUCUGUGUGGUGGAGAUCCGUCAGCAGAGGAGGUCCUGCUGGCUGUGAGGACCUGUGACAUGGGUUUACUCAUGGGGGCAGCCAUCAUGGAUGACAUACUUCAGGUUAUAGUUCGGAUCCUGCAAGCUGAAGUCAGGAAAUCCACUAAAUUAGAAGAAGAAAGUGAAAACACUGAAGUCAAGAGAAUGAAGACGGAGUGCCCACGUGUUCCUGCGAUCAGAGAGGAGUUGGCGGUUCCCAGGAUGAAGUGUCCUUCACUGGAGAGCUUCAGCACCAACUACCUGCUCCCCCUCAAACCGGUGAUUUUAGAGGGGAUCAUUGAGCACUGGCCCGCCUUCAACCAACACCCCUGGAGCAUAGAAUACUUGAGGUCUGUGGCCGGCUGUCGGACCGUUCCCGUUGAGGUCGGGUCCAGGUACACGGACGAGGAAUGGUCCCAGACGCUGCUAACGGUCAAUGAGUUCAUCGAUCGAUACAUUCUGAAUAAAGAGGGAGUAAAAGGUCUGGGUUAUCUCGCUCAACACCAGCUGUUUGAUCAGAUACCAGAGCUGAAGGAGGACAUCCGCCCUCCUGAUUAUUGCUGCCUCGGCGAAGGAGACGAAGACGACAUCACCGUUAACGCUUGGUUCGGGCCCAGAGGUACGGUGUCUCCUCUCCACCAGGACCCUCAGCAGAACUUCCUGGCUCAGGUGGUGGGAAGCAAAUACAUUCGCCUAUAUUCCCCAGAGGACACAGACAAGCUGUACCCUCAUCAAUCACAGCUCCUUCACAAUACCAGUCAGGUGGAGGUGGAGAACCCAGACGCGGAGCUCUUCCCGGAGUUUGCCCAGGCUCCGUAUCUGGAAUGCGUGUUGCAGCCUGGAGACGUGCUGUUCAUCCCCGUCCAACACUGGCAUUAUGUCCGAUCCCUAGAGCUCAGCUUCUCUGUCAGCUUCUGGUGGUCAUGACUGCAGAUCCAUGAUAAAAAAAAAAUUUUAAAAGUUAUUUUUGUACAGAACAAUUUGAGUCGAGCUUGAUUUUCUGCUUCUGUGGAGGGAAAUCAAUUUUGAGUUUUUAACUAAUGCGAGGCUAAUUCUCAUCAAUCUCAGGACAACCGCUGAUCACACAAACUUUUGAUCCGUGAGCAAUGAACACUCAGUGCUGAGUGAUUAGUUUAAUUGUGCUGCUCAUGAUUGCAACAACAUCUAUUGUGUGGAAAGCUAACAGCGGGGAGGGAAAAAAAACAAAUGAGCAGUUAAAACUGUUUGUGCUCAUCUCAUCCUGCAUAUAAUUACGUAGAGUUGUUAGUCAUCUCACUUCAAAUUGGUAUAUUUAAUUGUGCUGUGAACCUUAUUCAUACAACUAUCCUCAGAUGUAUGAUUUCCAUAAUUCAUGGAAAUGAGGCAAGUCUUCAAAUUUAAUAACCCAGUGAGCUACAGGUAUAACGAUGUGGUGGCAAACACAGCUCUCUGGUUAACCUGACAGUCAGACACAAUCAAGCAGGUCACAGACGAAAAAUUAAUAAAUGAAAUGAAUUAAUCCCCUGUGCACAGACAGACUUUGAAAUCAGAGGUGUCUCACUGGUUAAGUACCCUGACAGUACAACUUGUCGAGCUUCAAAAACAAAACCCCCGACUAUAAAGACAGCAGCACUUCGUUUCACAUCUCAGACCUCUAACAAGCCCCGGUCGUGUUUCCCGCAGGUCCAUUUCAAUCAAACCUUCUAAUUAGAACCGUGAAGCAUGCGAGGAUGUGACAAAAUGAAGUAGAUCGGCGCUGAUGUACAUAUUUGAUCUGCUUUUCAACCAAAUUCACAGUCAGCUGAAGUAGUGUGCUGGGAAAUCAAGGCAGCGCAAGGCAGAAUAAAUCCAAAGAGUUGUGUGGGAUUGUUUUUUUUUUUUUAGUGAACACAAUAGCUCAAGAAAAUGGAAUAAAUGAUAAUACAUUUUCAACUCAUUUUGAAAAAAUUUGAAAAAACAAAGAAAGUAAAGUCUAAAGUACGCAGAAAGUGGUUCAAACAAACGUGAAUUUGCUGCAAAUAUACAUAUGUGCUUAAAUAGCCAAAUUGUUUUUAAAUAUGCUCUGGUAUUUGCAUUUUAAUAAUAAAUAGCUAAUAAUGUAGUAAACUUUGUAUCUUCCAUGAUAGUGCUGCCGAUAAAAUGUG